CAUCAUUUCAGAUAACGAAAAGGUACAGACAGAAGCCAUGAAGAAAGAGAAAGAACGACAGUGGUGGAUCGCAUUUAACGAAUGAGAUAUUUUCAUCAUCGCUAGGCUGGCGACCUAGGCUCGGAUAUUAACCGUCUCAGAGACGAGAAUGGUAUCCCAUCUCGCGUCGACAAGAGGUAAGGGGUCUCUCAGAUUCGUUUGGCACCUGCCACCAAUAAGCGGCAAACCUGGCAAGGGUGGGAAUGCGGACUGAUAUUCAUCUUUGACAUUACUUCUUGAUGCACAGCACAUCGUUCAUGCACCACAAGUUUGCAGUAGUUGACGACGCUUUGGUUAUCAACGGAUCCUACAACUGGACCAAGGGUGCUCGCUUCGACAACCGCGAGAACUUGACCCUGACUAAUGCUCCCAAGGCUGUCCAGGGAUUCAAGAGUGAGUUCGAGAAACUCUGGAAAGAGUUUGCCUAAAGCAGAGUUCUUGGAGGGCCAAACUCUUCUCUGUCAUUUCUCUCGAGCGCUGGCCCGCGUCUGUGCGCAGUGAUUGGGAUCGAUAGUGCCUGGAAAAUUGUGACUUAAAAUAGUAAUGCCAUUAGAUGAAUACCAAUAGUGUCUUUGUUCCAUAUACCGCUAAUAUUAAUGCCUUGGUAUUUGUCAAGAUCGAGCGGAUUAAAGGUCGUUACUAAGCUGCUAUGUAUAGAUGGAUUCUGAUCAUUUGAUGUAAUUGAAGAUCCUGGUUCAUGCUAAUGGACAACCUUCGUUGUAUACUCUAGUCAUAUGCAUCCGUCCAUAUUCAAAUUGGCUACUAUUACAU
Messenger RNA from Gamsiella multidivaricata, 810 nucleotides. RefSeq names its product mitochondrial cardiolipin hydrolase-like protein. The transcript has a single exon. NCBI's taxonomy places the organism in Eukaryota, Fungi, Mortierellomycota, Mortierellomycetes, Mortierellales, Mortierellaceae. The record is from RefSeq and is a predicted model, not a curated record. Gene Ontology annotation, molecular function: RNA endonuclease activity producing 5'-phosphomonoesters, hydrolytic mechanism. Bases 279 to 467 code for a protein of 62 amino acids. Gene Ontology annotation, biological process: piRNA processing. Gene Ontology annotation, cellular component: mitochondrion.